UGUAGGUUUUGGUAUGAAGUUCUGGCGGUGAGGAGAAUAUCGUGGCAAGAUCGACAGAGGGUCUGAACAUUUACUACUAUGAACAGAGCUGAGACGCAGAGGUAUUGAAGGAAACAUUGCGUUCGGAAAUCUCAGAAAGUAAGAUUGGAUGUGCAAUUAGAGCAGAGAUCAGUUCAAUGAAAGAAUGCUUACUAUGUCUUUAUCAGUCUAUAUGUUUUUGUAGCGUGCACAGCGCGUGCACUCUGAGCUUUGAACAGAACCUUGGAACGCAGCUGGAUCAAGUCCUGCUUGCCGACAGUGCAGGCAGUCGCGACAUUCGUCGACUUAAGUGGACCUGUUCACUAUGCGAGCGCUUGCAAUCUCGAACGCUUUCUAUUUUCAUCCUGAAACGCGUUCCUGAAAUGUCAGGCAAUGUCGCGUCGCGGGUCAGAGUUUCGGAACUGUGGCGGUGCGAUGGUCCCUCCUCUUCGGAACUUUGGAAGCAUUGAUGUUGGCUGCAAACCUUGUUGAGAAAUUGGAGAAGUCGACAGAAUCUGCUAUGCAGAAGCUUUCUUCAAUGUGUAGGACAUUGGCCUGUAUUCGUUCGCGAUACUCGAUCAAAUCCAAC
This is a messenger RNA of Alternaria rosae, 607 nucleotides long. RefSeq lists its product as uncharacterized. Lineage: Eukaryota; Fungi; Ascomycota; Dothideomycetes; Pleosporales; Pleosporaceae. Bases 177 to 488 code for a protein of 103 amino acids. The transcript has a single exon. The record is from RefSeq and is a predicted model, not a curated record.